AUUAUUUCCGCCUCUAGGCUGGCGUAGAACCCUGAAUCCAUUUUGGUCCCACGGGCGAAGAAACAAAAGCCUGCUCGAUUUCUUUCCUUCAAAUCUUUCCUGCGAGCUUGCAAUCCCUCUUCUUGUAUUCAGCGGGUUUGAGGAAGUUCUUUUAUUUCUAGGGUUUUGGUCCGAUCAGUCGGUGGUGACCGCGGCGGCGGCUGUGGCGAGAUCCUCUGGAUUUUUGUGAUCAUGAGUGCGGUAAAUAUAACGAACGUCACGGUGCUGGAUAAUCCGACGGCGUUCCUUAGCCCGUUCCAGUUCGAGAUAUCUUACGAGUGCUUGGUUCCUCUGGAAGAUGAUUUGGAGUGGAAACUCAUAUACGUUGGAUCAGCAGAAGAUGAAACUUAUGACCAGCUGCUUGAGAGUGUGCUUGUUGGUCCUGUCAAUGUUGGCAAUUAUCGCUUUGUUUUCCAGGCAGAUCCACCAGAUCCAACCAAGAUUCGUGAAGAAGACAUCAUAGGCGUCACCGUGCUACUGUUGACAUGCUCCUACAUGGGGCAGGAGUUCAUCAGAGUGGGCUACUAUGUGAACAACGACUACGAUGAUGAGCAGCUCAGAGAAGAACCUCCUCCGACAGUUUUGAUCGACAGAGUUCAGCGGAAUAUCUUGGCUGACAAGCCUCGUGUGACAAAAUUUCCCAUCAACUUCCAUCCUGACCCUAGCGAAAACGGAGGGCAGCAACAGCAGCCGCCUGUGUCACCCGAAAACCGUACCAGCGAGGAACCACAGUCUGUCCAGCAACCCAAGUGUUAGUUUCAUGUGUGUAGAUUGUCAACAGCUUCAAGGUGUAGUCAUCUGGCCGAUGUAAUUGGCUCACCUGAGAGUGUGUGUACCAUCAAAUGGUUUUUGUGGAUGGCUAUGGUUCUUGUGGCUGAUGGAACUCGGAUUAAGCUCUUGACUCGAGCCACGUUCCUAAUGUGAUUUGAGGUGAUGCCUGCAGCCGUGGAAGAAGCUGCUCAUUUUGUAUCCUGAUCUGUACUGUAUGUAUUAUGCAAAUUAUGGUCUUCUCUGAUUUUGAUCA
Messenger RNA from Musa acuminata AAA Group (dessert banana), 1063 nucleotides. Its product is annotated as histone chaperone ASF1B-like. Bases 232 to 795 code for a protein of 187 amino acids. The transcript is spliced from 3 exons. Gene Ontology annotation, molecular function: histone binding. Lineage: Eukaryota; Viridiplantae; Streptophyta; Magnoliopsida; Zingiberales; Musaceae. Gene Ontology annotation, cellular component: chromatin; nucleus. The record is from RefSeq and is a predicted model, not a curated record. Gene Ontology annotation, biological process: DNA replication-dependent chromatin assembly.